This is a messenger RNA of Paramecium octaurelia, 909 nucleotides long. The record is from the annotation of a GenBank genome assembly. Lineage: Eukaryota; Ciliophora; Oligohymenophorea; Peniculida; Parameciidae.
AUUCAAUUAUGAAUUAGGAAGUGAGCAUUCCUUGUGGAAGAUAUGAAUUUAAUCCGGAAACUAAAAAGGUAGUAAUGCAAAAAGCCAAAGGUUUUUUAAACUUAACUUUGAAUGAGGAAAAUGAAUUAUGGCUCAAGUGGUAUAAUUUGGAUCAAAAUAGUAGAUUAGAAUUUGUAAAUAAAUAAACAAUACUUAGGAAAGAGCGAUUUUUAAAGGAACAACAAUUUUUGAGAAAGUUAAGGGAUAGCAUAGAGUUUAUUUACUGAAGAUCACAGAUGAAGAUUCAAAGUAUUUUUUUUGGAUGCAAGUAAUCUAAAAUAUCUUCUAAAAAGAAUGAUGAUGUUAGUGAGGAUGAAACGUUCAUACAUUAGUUCAAAAUGGUUCUUGAUUCAUAAAUCAUUGACGAUCUAAUAGAAUUAGAGGCACAUUCUCAAAUAAAUUAAUAGCGGCCAGAAUUUGUUGUUACAUAAAAUAAUUAUUUAGAACCCUAAUAACGAUUCCCUUUAAUUAAUAUUAAUUAAUAAUAGUUGUUUGAAUUAUUAUAGUAGCAAUUAUAUAGACAUACAAAUUAAGACCUCUAAUUAAGCGAUAUAUUGACUAGUGAAUUCCUGUUUACUGUGAUAUAAGACUAGGAUUAUUUUGAAGCUUUGAAAGAGUAUUAAAGAAUGUUAGCUUAGAUAUUUACCGGUUGAUCAACAAAACAUGCAAUACUUUAAAGAUAACCUCUUAAGUCCAUAAUUCAAAUAAGCUUUGGAUCAACUUUGCUUAGCCCUACAAGGAAGAGAAUAAAGCUCUGUCUUGUAAUAAUUAGAAUUGGAUAAUUCAAUUUUAGAGAAGGAAUUUGAUGGUGUUAUAGCUUUUUUAAAAGCUAUUAUUAAACUAGUAAAUCAUGAAAAUAAAAUUAUUUGA